CUGCCAGAGUCAAUGCACUUACAACCUUUCAUUACAAAUAUCCUGUGGUAUAAAUCUUAAUUCAACGACAUUUUAUUGGAGAUAACUUCGUCUUGUCACAAGUAAAACACAACGCAGUCCAGUCCUGAACACUGCUGAAGAAGGUUAUCACUAUGGAUUUGAAAUGGCCACAUCUUGGCAUGGCUUUCUUUAUUGUUGUCUCUCUCACUAUGACUUGCUGUUUUGUGUGGCAGUACAAACUUCCAAAGAAAGGCCUGAAUGAAUUUACUUUGUCUAAAGAGCCAAAACCUUUGCAAAUGUGUCCCAGGCAUCCCAAACCUGUGCCAUUGGUGCAUCCCAUGCCAAUUCUAAAAGAAGCUCUCAAAAAGGUUGACUUUCUGUUACGUCAUCAAAUACAUGCAAGGAGCCUGCCAUCUAUUUCAGCCAUUGUAAUAUAUAAUGAUACUGUGCUGUGGACUGGAAAUUUUGGGAAAAGAAAUGCAAGUGAUGAGCUUUCACCUCCACCAAAUGAAUACACUGCUUACAGGAUCGCAAGCAUUUCCAAGAUCUUCCCAGCUAUCAUGCUGUAUAAACUCUGGCAGGAAGGAAAAAUUGCGUCUCUGGAUGAUCCACUAACAAAAUAUGUCCAAAAUUUCACAGUUAAAAACCCACUGGGAAAUUCAAAAGACUUGGAAAGUAAAUAUGAAGCAGAUGGCCUGCUAUUUCUUGAGCGACGGGAAGCUGCAGCAAAAGUAUCAUCUGUGACAUUGAAACGAAUGGCCAGCCAGCUGUCAGGGUUACCUAGACGACUCAGAUCAACAAGCCUGCUCUGGGAUGGAAACACUGAGAUGGCACUGAAUCUUCUACGGGACGAUUUACUCAUUGCGGAUCCUGGUACAAGAUGUCAUUACAGUAAUUUGGCAUUUUCCCUCCUGGCUCACAUUCUAGCCAAUAAGGUUGCUAGAUCAGAGUAUCAACGCUGGAUUACUGAGAAUAUUUUAACUAAACUAGGGAUGGAGCACACUGGAUUUGAGUUUACACACUCAGUCCGUUCGAAGCUAGCCGUUGGUGUUUACAGCAAUGGCCAGCCAGCACAGCUAUAUGACCUUGGUUGGUAUAGACCCUCUGGCCAAAUGUACUCCACGGCUGCGGACCUGGCUAAACUAGCAAUGGUGCUUUUGGGAACUGUCCACAGAAAUCUGCUUGAGCCUGAUGCCAUAAAAAUGAUGCUCACCCCAGUCUUCAGGUGUUCUGAAGAUUACUUUGCCAGCAAAACAGGAACGCCGUGGGAAAUCGAUGAACUGUUUGGAUACGACCUCAUUAAAAAAGAGGGUGAUUUGGAUGGUUACUCAGCCACAUUCUCCCUGAUUCCAAAACUCAAAUUAGGAUUUGUUAUUUUGAUGUCAGGUUCCCGGCCUCAAGAGAAGGACUUGACUAUGAGGGUUUAUGAACAUUUAAUACCUGCAAUGGAGUCUGCAUUUCGACAAAGCAAAAGAGUUCUUUCUCCACCUCCCGACUCUAAGCCUUAUGUCGGUUACUACACAUUUGCAAACUUGACCUUUUAUGAGAUUAAGAAGGCGAAGGGUGGAGUAUUAGUGAUGCAGCAGUUUGGCCCUCAUAUUGAAAGCUUGAUACCUGAGAGAUAUCGAACAAUCAAACUCUGUUAUUUAGAAGAAAGGGUAUUUCAAAUUGUAUUUGAAAAGGAAUACCCUUGUGUCUUGAAAUUUAGCACAGCUUCAGUGUCACUUGAGGCACAAGAUGGGCAACUGUUUAAUUUCUUUCCAUUCAACAGGAAAGGCCUAUCUCCUGGUUUUGAUGCUCCAGGUCUUAAUACAUAUAAUAUUCUCCGCAUCAGUCAGAAACCAAGAUUUUAAGAAUUGACAACAGACUGCAGCUAAUUUAGGAACAUUUGAAAAGCCACUUAUUAGAGAUUGAAUAAUAUGAAAAGUUUUGGAACAAGGGAGGGGACUGUUUGGUCAAUCCAACCUUCUCAAAGCAGAGACUGUUUAUGAUGACUCUGUCAUGACGUACCACCAUCUACUGAUCCACUACAUAACAGAACACACUGGCUGGGAAUUUCCUGGGAAUUGUUGCUGUUCCAGUACCAAAUCUUCAUUAGGAUCAUGGUAGGGGUGUGCAAACAACAGCUGAGGAAAUUCCCAGUCAGCGUUUCUUCUGUUUCUGAGGUGAUGUAACAAGGUCAGUCACAUAGACUCCAUAGAAAGAGUUCCCUGCUUAGGGCUGUUAAUCUGGUUCAAUUAAGGAGCUCUGGCUGACAGUGUCAGACAUCCUAUUCACUCUGAGAGCUGG
This is a messenger RNA of Chiloscyllium plagiosum (whitespotted bambooshark), 2289 nucleotides long. It is a transcript of the gene lactbl1b, whose product is annotated as lactamase, beta-like 1b. The record is from RefSeq and is a predicted model, not a curated record. Lineage: Eukaryota; Metazoa; Chordata; Chondrichthyes; Orectolobiformes; Hemiscylliidae.